Messenger RNA from Haemonchus placei, 1401 nucleotides. The record is from the annotation of a GenBank genome assembly. Lineage: Eukaryota; Metazoa; Nematoda; Chromadorea; Rhabditida; Trichostrongylidae.
AUGUAUAUGGUGACUCACUGGGAUCCAACAUAUUUUAGUCUUGAUCCGUACUACAUCGUAUUUUCUAGUGUUUUUUUCAUUGUUCAAUUGAAAAUAAAUCUGACGCUGACUAUAUCCAUAGCAUUGGAGCGAACAUUGAGAAGGUUCAGCGAGAUUGUUCAACAUCGUAAUACAUUCUUUGAGGCUAUUUUCUUUCCUGUGACGUACAGAAAAAUGCCUUCUUCUGAAUAUGCUAUGUUUUGCUUGCUAAUCGGCUGUCUUUUGGCAACAAUUGAUGUUGUUCUGGAUUUCGUAUAUUUCCCUUUCAAAGACUCUCCAAACUGUGGGUCUGUCGGAUGUUUUGUCACCUCAGAAUUUAGUCGCUACUGGGGAACUAGCAAUAUGGUUAUGGGUUUCAUAGUGAUUUUGUUGACAGCUCUACUCAUCGCUAAAUUACAACUCAUUGAGAAAGAAUCGAAAUCGAGGCGAACUUUCAUGAACAAUGAAUCGAGAAGAUUUCAACAGGCGAACCGUACAUCUGCUGGUAUUCUACUGACGUCAUUGGUCUUUGUUACGAUUCCAAGUAAUUUUGUUGGCAUAGUCGAUAUGUUAGGAUACUCCAUUUUCAGGAAAGUCGGUCCUUUUUAUUUAACUGGCCUACUUUCCGCUGGUGCUUGUAAUGCCAUUGUGUACAUUGUUCUCAAUCGAGACAUGCGAGACUUGGCGAAAGGCUCUAUGCCAUAUACCAUAUAUAUGACGAUUCACUGGCAUCCAACAUAUUUUAGUCUUGAUCCAUACUACAUCGUAUUCGCUAGUGUUUUUCUCAUUGCUCAAUUGAAAAUCAAUUUGACACUAACUAUAUCCAUAGCAUUCGAGCGAACGUUGGCUAUUUUCUUUCCUGUGACGUAUAGAAAAAUGCCUUCAUCCGAAUAUGCUACGAUUUGCCUGUUGACUGGCUGUCUUCUGGCGGCAGUUGAUCUUGUUUUGGAAUUUGUAUAUUUCCCUUUUAAAGACUCUCCGAACUGCGGGUCUGUCGGAUGUUUUGUCAAUUCAGAAUUCCGCCACUACUGGGGAACUAGCAAUAUGAUCAUGGGUUUCAUUGUGAUUCUGUUAACAGCUCUGCUCAUCGCUAAACUUCAACUUAUUGAGAAAGAGUCAAAUGCUAGGCAAACUAUCAUGAACAACGAAUCGAGAAAAUUUCAACAGAAAGUAGGUCCUUUCUAUAUAACUGGCCUGCUUUGCGCUGGUGAGUCAAUUGCUUCAUGGCGUGCAUGUAACACCAUUGUGUAUAUCGUUCUCAAUCGGGACAUGCGAGAUUUGGCGAAAAGAUGUUUUUCCAGCAAUGUAUCAAAUAUCGGAACUUCGAUGCCAUCCACCAGAAUUUUCUCCACAACAGUGUUUCGAAAUAAAUACCUUCGUUAA